AUGGAGUCCCUCCUCAACGCCCCGCCUACCCGCAUAGCCCUCUUUCUCCUCCUCCUCACCCUGAGCAGCAUCCUCCUCCUCACCCGCCUCCACCGCGCACACAUCCGCCGCCGAUUCGCCCACCAGCAUGGCUGCCAACCCAUCACCCACUACAACAACAAAGACCCCAUCCUCGGCCUGGACGAGAUCUACCGAGGCAUCAUCACCGCGAAGCGCCACAAAGCCCUGGAAUCCAUCACACAGCGCUUCCAGCUCCACGGAAACACCUUCGCCUCGCGCCGCCUCCUGAAAUACACAAUCGUCACCAUCGAGCCCGAGAACAUCAAAAUGGUCCUCUCCACCCGCUUCAAAACCUACGGGCUGGCCCACCGCCUCCCAAUCUUCCAGCCCUUACUGGGGGAAGGGAUCUUCGACACCGACGGCGCGCACUGGGCCGCCUCGCGCGCGCUCAUCCGCCCCAAUUUCACAAAGGACCAGGUCGCCGACCUCGCCGCCUUCGAAUCGCUGAUCCCCUCCCUGCUAGCGCACAUCCCCCGCGACGGGGCCACGGCCGUCGACCUCCAAGACUUGUUCUUCCGGUACACGAUCGACUCGGCCACGGACUUUCUGUUUGGGCAGUCGGUCGGCAGUCUGAAGAUGCAGCGCAGCGAGUUGGAUUUCGCGCAGGCGUUCAACUAUGCCCAGGAGGCGAUGACGGUACGCGCGAUUCUCGGGCCGUUUGGGCGGUUCUACUACGAUCAGAAAGCGGAGCGGUGUAAUCGCGUCUGUCGGGAGUUUGCGAUGCCGUUCGUUGAGGAGGCGGUUCGGGCUGUUCAGGAUGGCGGUGGUGGUGGUAGUGGCAGGAAGAACGAGAAGUAUAUCUUCUCGCAUGAGUUGGCGUCACGGACGAGUGAUAAGCGUCGGAUAUUGGAUGAGUUGAUGAAUGUGCUCCUCGCGGGGAGGGAUACAACGGCUAGUCUGCUGAGUAAUAUGUUCUUCAUGCUGGCGAAACAUCCAGAGGUAUGGGCGAAAUUGAGGCAGGAGGUGGUGACGAAGUUGGAGGGGCGGUUGCCCUCGUAUGAGGAGCUGAGGGGGUUGAGGUAUUUGAAAUGCUGUGUUAAAGAAUCGCUCCGACUACACCCCGUCGUCCCGAUGAACGAUCGCGUCGCGGUGAGGGAUACGGUCUUACCAGUUGGAGGUGGUAAGGACGGGCUCUCGCCGGUCUUCGUGCCCAAGGACACGAUUGUUGCGUAUAAUGUGUACGCCAUGCAUCGGCGGGAGGACUUCUACGGUGACGACGCGGAGGUCUACCGGCCGGAACGGUGGGAGGAUGGGCGGCUGCAGCCGCGAUGGGAGUACCUGCCGUUCAACGGGGGACCACGGAUCUGCAUCGGGCAGCAGUAUGCGUUGACGGAGGUGGCAUAUGUGACGGUUCGUCUGGCGCAGGAGUUUGAGGGGCUGGAGAGUCGGGAUCCGGGCCCGUGGGAGGAGUCGUUGACGCUGACGGUGUGUUCGCGCAACGGGACCAGAGUGUGUUUGACGCCGGCCUGA
Aspergillus aculeatinus CBS 121060 is the source of this 1530-nucleotide messenger RNA. Its product is annotated as cytochrome P450. Lineage: Eukaryota; Fungi; Ascomycota; Eurotiomycetes; Eurotiales; Aspergillaceae. Gene Ontology annotation, molecular function: heme binding; oxidoreductase activity, acting on paired donors, with incorporation or reduction of molecular oxygen, reduced flavin or flavoprotein as one donor, and incorporation of one atom of oxygen; iron ion binding. The record is from RefSeq and is a predicted model, not a curated record. The coding region runs from base 1 to 1530 and encodes 509 amino acids. The transcript is spliced from 2 exons.